This is a messenger RNA of Charadrius vociferus (killdeer), 607 nucleotides long. RefSeq names its product mitochondrial ribosomal protein L42 (gene MRPL42). NCBI's taxonomy places the organism in Eukaryota, Metazoa, Chordata, Aves, Charadriiformes, Charadriidae. The record is from RefSeq and is a predicted model, not a curated record. Gene Ontology annotation, cellular component: mitochondrial large ribosomal subunit. Bases 87 to 527 code for a protein of 146 amino acids. The transcript has 5 exons.
UUUCAGAGGGUCUUCUGCAGAAGAAAAGAUAUGGUUUCUGUUUGAGUUCCAUCUUGUCCAGGACUGGUUUCUUCUCUGCUGUCAGUAUGGCAACAUCACUUAGAACUGUGUGGUCCAGCUUCUUUUGGAUGCGUUCAGUAGUGACCUGUAAGCAGGCCCCACUGCAGAAUGGAGCUGUGUAUCUUGCUUGCCAGAAAUCUACGUACUCAGUUCUCCCUGAAGACUACAAUUGCAAAGUGGAACUUGCAGUGACAUCAGAUUUGAAGACAAUUGUCUGCUACCACCCUUCGCUUGAGAUUCCGUACGAGCACACAAAACCCAUACCACGGCCAGAUCCAGUGAAUAAUAAAGAAGAAACCCUUGAUCAAGUUCUGAAAUCCAGAUUGAAUGAAAAAGAGCUAAAGAACAAUAGCGGGCCUACAAUUGAAGAGCUCAGCAAAAUGUUUUACACAACUAAACAUCGCUGGUAUCCUGUGGGACAGUAUCAUAGAAGACGCAAGAAUCCUAAUCCUCCUAAAGACCGAUAAUUAAGAUAACUUCUUGUUCAUCCAGCACUUUGCUGUUAAUCUUUAUUGGAAAUAAAAAUUACACAAAGCAAGAUGUUUGG